Molecule: messenger RNA, 746 nt
Organism: Malurus melanocephalus (red-backed fairy wren)
Lineage: Eukaryota; Metazoa; Chordata; Aves; Passeriformes; Maluridae
Product: vinculin-like
Exons: 5
Coding region: 13-741 (242 amino acids)
Biological process (GO): cell migration; cell-cell adhesion
Cellular component (GO): adherens junction; catenin complex
Molecular function (GO): actin filament binding; beta-catenin binding
Source: RefSeq, a predicted model, not a curated record
GCGAGUGGAGCCAUGCAGGAAGUGGCUGAACUGCACUGGGAUGGCCCUUCCAGCAUCUCCCCUGCAAAGCAGGAGAGAGGAAAUGGUGACAUGCAGCAAGGUGGCCCCAGCAAGGUGUCCCAGGUCACCCAGGACAUGGCCACAAGGAUGCUCCACAUGGCUCAGUUCCUGCGGAAGAAGGGCCCCAUUGCGAGCAAGGAGCAGCUUGUUGCCUGUGCCAGGCAGAUGGCUUCCGAMGGGCAGGUAGUUGUUAAGUUUGGGAACAUCCUUGCCAAACACUGCCUGGAUCAGAGAUGCUCCAUGGAGCUGCUCCGUGCUGCCGAGCACACCCAAUCCAUCAGCAGCCAACUCAGCAUCGUGGCCAGGGUGAAAGCAGUGACUAGGGAGAGCAAGGCCUCCUCUGAGCUGCUGGUGAGCAAUGUGCAGAACCUGGUCCGAGCGGUCCAGCACGUCCUGAGGGCGGCCGAGGCRGCGUGUGUCAAAGGUUUGAGACAACCCUCAGCUGACCCUGAGGAAGAAGAAGUUGCUGCUUUCUGCCAGCAGUGGAGGAAAAACCURAUACAGCACAGAGCCAAGGAGGCUUUAAAUUCCGACCGGGAUGCAUUAGGGCUCCGAAAGACUCGGGGGGCAAAGGCUGAACCCACYCUGAUGUCUCUGGUGCAAGAACCCCCUCGGAGCAGGAAUAUCCCGAAGCAUCCCAUUCCUAGGAAAGGACACACAGUCAUGGACAGACACCUGUAAAUCCA